Aplosporella prunicola CBS 121167 is the source of this 792-nucleotide messenger RNA. RefSeq lists its product as uncharacterized. The record is from RefSeq and is a predicted model, not a curated record. Bases 1 to 792 code for a protein of 263 amino acids. The transcript has 2 exons. Lineage: Eukaryota; Fungi; Ascomycota; Dothideomycetes; Botryosphaeriales; Aplosporellaceae.
AUGACGAUCCUCCCCUCGGCGACGCGGCCCCCACCCGCCGCGAAGCCGACGGUCGUGCUCGCGCCCGGCGCCUGGCACACGCCCGACUGCUACGACGAAGUGCGCGAGCGGCUCUCGGCGCUCGGCUACCCGACGCAGAGCGUGGCGUACCCGUCGGUGGGGGCGGAGCCACCGACGGCGACGCUCUCGGACGACGUCGCGGCGGUGCGGGGCGCGGUGGCGGAGCUGGCGGACGCGGGCAAGAGCGUCGUGCUCGUCGUGCAUUCGUACGGGGGCUGCGUGGGCGCGAGCGCGGUCGAGGGGCUUGGGGCGCGGACGCGGGCGCGCGCGGGCAAGAAGGGCGGCGUCGUCAUGUUUGUGUAUUUGGCGGCUUUUGUGGUGCCCAAGGGGAAGUGUUUGUUUGACAUGUUUGCGGGGAAUGCGCCGGCGUGGCUGGAGUUCGACGGCAACUACUGCACUCCCGCCACGCCCGCCCAAGUCUUCUACCACGACAUGCCCGCGCCCGCCCAAGCGGCCGCCAUCGCCAAGAUCCAGCACCAAUCGGCGCCCGUAUUCCAGGGCACCGUGACCUACGAGCCGUGGCACGACAUGCCGUGCACGUACCUGUUCUGCGCAGCAGACCAAGCCAUCCCGCUCGCGAUGCAGCAGCAGAUGGCGGCGGUGCUGGGGCCCGAGACGACGACGUUCAGUUUUGUGGGCUCGCAUUCGCCGUUUCUGAGCCAGCCGCAGGAGGUGGUUGAGGCGGUCGAGUUUGCGGCCAAGGUGGGGGUUGAGCGCGCGAAGAGGGGGUAG